AUGGCAGCCAAAGCAAGAUUAUUGGCCGAUCAUACGGUACAGAAGAUGAAGCAAAUGAUGUCUGCUGUUACUGCUGCUGAAAAGGGCGCGAAAGAGGGGAUGCGGAUUGUGAUAGGCAAAGAUGACGAGGAGGAUGGGAUUCUCAUGGCUGGGGAACUGAAGAAGAGGGAUGGUGUAAUGAGGAAGAAAUGGAUCGAUGUCUACGUGGAAUUGAGAGAAAACAGUCUUACCUGCUUUCACUCCAAGGAGGACAGACAGAUCCUAGACACUGUCAUGGUUGAUGGUGUAGAGGCCUCGGCCGUGGAUAAGAACGAAGUUUUUGCCAUCAGUAUCAAGAAAGCCAGCAGCAAAGGACCAUCCAUCUUGUCCAAGGAUCUCCUCAUAGGAAGACUCACGCAGAAGCAAGAAGCGUAUCUCAUUGACGGUUGUGUCGUAGAUUGGUACAAGAAGAAGCUGCUGCAAAAGGCGUUACCCUCAAGCCUUCAAAAGUCGGGCAGUCUAGAGAAAAAGUCAGAAGUAGAGGAGAUGGGAUUGGAUAGUGAGAACAGCUGGAACAGCAUGCUCACCGAGGCGAAUCGUCAACUGCGAGAACUUCAAGACGAGCUUAUGAAAGAGAAAGCGAAGACCAAAGCUUUGGAAGAAACGUUGGAGCAAGUAUUGGAUAACGACAAUGCUACAAAUGAUUCACAGCAAGGCCUUCAACAACAAAAUAUCGAGAACAACAACCUAAGGCUUCAAAAUGAUUCCUUAACAGCAAAAAUCUCAGAACUCCAGAAGAUGUGGGAGAGCGAAAAGAACAAAGCAAAAUCCUCUGAAGAUGAAAAUAUAAGGAUUGAUAAAGAAUUACAAGAUCUGAAAGAGAAGCUGAACGAGAAGACUAUUGAGACGGAAUCUUUAAAAAGUCUCCAAGACAAACUCAUUAAUAUCGAAAAGCAGAAGGAUAGCGGGCUGGCGGCCGAGCAGGGUAAGCAGAUGCAGGAGCUAAGCCAGGCGAUCGAGGAGGAGAAGCGACGGCGCGCAGAGGAGGAAGGCAAGGCGCGGGAGCUGGAGGGGAAGGUACGGGAGCUGGAGGGGAAGCUGGAGGCGAAGGAGAAGGAGAGCGGGCUGGCGGCCGAGCAGGGCAAGCAGAUGCAGGAGCUAAGCCAGGCGAUCGAGGAGGAGAAGCGAAGGCGCACAGAGGAGGAAGGCAAGGCACGGGAGCUGGAGGGGAAGGUACGGGAGCUGGAGGGGAAGCUGGAGGCGAAGGAGAAGGAGAGCGGGCUGGCGGCCGAGCAGGGCAAGCAGAUGCAGGAGCUAAGCCAGGCGAUCGAGGAGGAGAAGCGACGGCGCGCAGAGGAGGAAGGCAAGGCGCGGGAGCUGGAGGGGAAGGUACGGGAGCUGGAGGGGAAGCUGGAGGCGAAGGAGAAGGAGAGCGGGCUGGCGGCCGAGCAGGGCAAGCAGAUGCAGGAGCUAAGCCAGGCGAUCGAGGAGGAGAAGCGACGGCGCGCAGAGGAGGAAGGCAAGGCACGGGAGCUGGAGGGGAAGGUACGGGAGCUGGAGGACAAAGAGGCUUUAUCUUCUGAGAAAUGUCGAGCGCUGAGCUCGACGAUUUCUGAGCUGAGCAACAAGUUGGUCGAAACUCAAGCAAACAAAUCGAGCGCUGUGAAUCUUGAGAUGGAGCAGAUUAGCAGGUGUGAGAUGAUUGUGCAUGAUAUGGACUCAGAGCUACAGAACAAUGUCGCCAAGGCAGAGGAGCUUGUAAUUGAGCUAGAAACUUCUCGGAGGUUUGAAGGAGAGUUGCCGACCUCGAGGAGACAUGAUGAGGACUUGAGAGCGAAGUUAGAUGCAGCAGAGGGCAGGGCGAGGGCAUUAGAGAACGAGCUGGAAGCCGUCAAAGGCAUCGCAAAGUCUCUUCGGGAGCAGCUCAAGCGACAUCAGGCGGAGGAAACGAGCAAGGCUGAAGAUCUGCUUCAGUUGAAGAUGGCAGAUACUGAAGCGAUGCGAAUCGCUCAGGUUGCGGCUCUCAUGGCGAAGGAAGGAUGGGAAACGUGA
Messenger RNA from Guillardia theta CCMP2712, 2031 nucleotides. RefSeq lists its product as hypothetical. The transcript has 16 exons. Bases 1 to 2031 code for a protein of 676 amino acids. NCBI's taxonomy places the organism in Eukaryota, Cryptophyceae, Pyrenomonadales, Geminigeraceae. The record is from RefSeq and is a predicted model, not a curated record.